Messenger RNA from Neltuma alba, 2051 nucleotides. RefSeq names its product probable alkaline/neutral invertase D. Gene Ontology annotation, molecular function: endo-alpha-N-acetylgalactosaminidase activity; sucrose alpha-glucosidase activity. Bases 201 to 1859 code for a protein of 552 amino acids. Gene Ontology annotation, biological process: sucrose catabolic process. The record is from RefSeq and is a predicted model, not a curated record. Lineage: Eukaryota; Viridiplantae; Streptophyta; Magnoliopsida; Fabales; Fabaceae. The transcript has 5 exons.
AUGCCUCUUUUUUCGAUCCUUUUCCCAUAUUUCCCUAUCUUCUCGACUAGCCUUUCCCGGCGAAAUCGCCGGCCAACAACCGUAGCUUCCGCUGCCGGAUAGUCUCUCCCGCCGCCAUUCCUGUCCCUCGAGCAUUUUAUAUUUUGGCUGUAGAUCUAUAUUUCUGAUAAAAUCAUUUGGCUAUUGGAGGAGCGUAGAAAAUGGACGGGGCUGUGGGACUUAGAAAUGUUGGCUCACACUGCUCUAUCUCUGAGAUGGAUGAUUAUGACCUCUCUCGUCUCCUUGACAAGCCAAGGCUGAACAUAGAGAGACAGAGAUCAUUUGAUGAAAGGUCACUUAGUGAACUGUCAAUUGGUCUCACGAGAGGCUGCUUUGAUGACACAUACUCACCUGGAGGAAGAUCUGGGUUAGACACUCCUGUUUCCUCAAUGCGGACCUCAUUUGAGCCUCAUCCUAUGGUUGCUGAUGCUUGGGAAGCCUUGCGAAAAUCUCUAGUGUCUUUCAGAGGCCAACCAGUUGGAACAAUUGCUGCAAUUGAUCAUCAAUCAGAGGAAGUUCUAAACUACGAUCAGGUUUUUGUUCGGGAUUUUGUGCCCAGUGCUCUGGCCUUUUUGAUGAAUGGUGAACCUGAUAUAGUUAAGAACUUCUUACUGAAGACGCUUCAUCUUCAAGGCUGGGAAAAAAGAGUAGACCGGUUUAAGCUUGGUGAAGGUGUAAUGCCUGCUAGUUUUAAAGUCCUUCAUGAUCCUGAUAGGAAAACAGACACUCUGAUUGCAGAUUUUGGUGAAAGUGCAAUUGGACGAGUUGCUCCAGUUGACUCUGGAUUCUGGUGGAUCAUCUUGCUUCGUGCGUACACAAAGUCUACAGGGGAUAUAACUUUGGCUGAAACACCAGAUUGUCAAAAGGGAAUGAGACUUAUAUUGACUCUGUGUUUGUCAGAGGGCUUUGAUACAUUCCCUACUCUGCUUUGUGCUGAUGGAUGCUGCAUGAUUGAUCGGAGAAUGGGUGUUUAUGGCUAUCCUAUAGAGAUUCAAGCACUUUUCUUUAUGGCACUGAGGUGCGCUUUGGUGAUGCUCAAACAUGACGCAGAAGGGAAAGAAUGCAUUGAGCUUAUUGUGAAGCGUUUGCAUGCUCUAAGUUAUCACAUGAGGAAUUACUUUUGGCUUGACUUCCAACAACUAAAUGACAUCUACCGGUACAAGACUGAGGAAUACUCACAUACUGCAGUAAAUAAGUUUAACGUUAUUCCUGAUUCAAUCCCAGAAUGGGUAUUUGAUUUUAUGCCAACACGAGGUGGCUACUUUAUUGGAAAUGUUAGUCCUGCUAGGAUGGAUUUCCGGUGGUUUGCUUUGGGCAAUUGUGUGGCAAUACUUUCAUCUCUUGCUACUCCCGAGCAAUCAAUGGCUAUAAUGGAUCUUAUUGAAGCCCGCUGGGAUGAGCUGGUGGGAGAAAUGCCCUUAAAAAUAUGUUAUCCUGCAAUAGAGAGUCAUGAGUGGCAAAUUGUUACUGGUUGUGAUCCUAAAAAUACCAGAUGGAGUUAUCAUAAUGGAGGAUCUUGGCCAGUACUCCUGUGGCUAUUAACGGCCGCUUGCAUCAAAACGGGGAGACCGCAAAUAGCAAGACGAGCGAUCGAGCUUGCGGAGAGCCGAUUACUGAAGGAUGGGUGGCCCGAGUAUUAUGAUGGAAAACUUGGCAGAUAUGUUGGCAAGCAGGCAAGAAAAUACCAAACCUGGUCUAUUGCAGGUUAUCUGGUGGCAAAGAUGAUGCUGGAGGACCCCUCUCACCUAGGUAUGAUCUCCCUAGAAGAAGACAAGCAGAUGAAGCCAUUGAUUAAAAGAUCAUCUUCUUGGACUUGCUAAAAGAAUUUCAAGCGAUAUUCAAAUAUAGCGGAAACAAAGGUGAGAGACUGUUAUUUCAAUACGGCACUAUUCUUGGUAAUUUCCUUCCUCCUCUUAGGCUUUGGUUGGAUGUUUGGUUAUUGUAAAAUAGCGGCUGCUGAGACUAGCAUCCUGCUUUUCCCAAAUAAGGAAAAAAACAUUUCGGCCCUUUUA